UUACAGUUUUACAAAAAUAAUAAGUACCAAGAUGUACAAAAGCCAAGUCAGGGCAACUCUGACUCCUUGAAAAAGAUAUUUCUUGAAAAUAAUACAAGGAAGCCGCCUAGAGGAAGUUGUUCAGUUUUUUGCCAGUGGGGGGCACCAGACACCUCCAGAAACUCACGGAUUCGAUUUGCAAACUCUCUUUGAACCAGUUCAGCCAUGCAAACUGCCUUGUUUGCCGCUGCAUAUGCCCAAGAUUACAGAGAAACAUUUGUGCAAAGGGGGCAAAAUAGAAACAGACUCAGUCACUUCUGUGAUCAGUGGUGGGAGACAGUCCAUGUGGUUGUAUAUCUAUGAACAAAAUUGCAGAGGUGGGGCUGAGAAAACUUUGGUCCCUAGUUGCUGUAGACCCUGGAGUGCUGUCCCACGGGCGUAGCCGCUUGCAACGGGUCCAUGAGCUAGCUCGGCACCCCCGCUAUGGUCUGUGCUGGACUAGGGCCUUGGGGCAGCUGGAUGUAGGGUGCCAAGAAUUGGAUGAGGAGUGGCAAAGCCGGAUUGCGCUAGCGUUUGCCCAUUGCCACCUUGAAAGGUCUGGCAAGAGUUUCCCACCCUGUGCCCCUGCCAGCUCGAUCCAAGACUGCACACAGGACAUGGACCCGGUGGCCUUCGGCGUGUACACGGAAUUCUUCACCCAUGCGCAGAGCAUCUGCUAUUUCCUGCAGAACGAAGCCUGGCAGCAGCGAGCCCAAGAUACUGUCCUGAGACUCACUUCUGCUUCGGAGGACGUGGCCCAUCAGCUGGAGUCCACCAACCAGCUGGCUGAGGAGACUGCCCGUGCGCAGAACGCCACCUUGCGUUCCCAGGAACGGAUUCUGCAAGAUGGAGAGCUGCUGCGGCAGGUGCUGCAGGAUUCCUCCCAAGGUAUCCGCCAGGCCUUCCAAGACUUGCAGAAUUCAGCUGUCGAACAGCGGGUGGUGUUUGCCGAGAUCUUCAACCACGUGGCAUUCCUGCACCGCUUUGUGGUGGGGAAGUCCAAUGCUGUCUACUCUGUCCUCUUCCACCUUCUGAGUGUGGUUGCUGUCCUGACUUUGACCUCUAGCCAACGGACCUCAGGAGCACGAUUCAUCUUGCUGGCUUUGGUCGGAGCCAACAUUUACCUGGAAAGCGUUAUCUGCAGCCUUCUCAUGGGCAACUCGGAUGGUGGCCAUGACCUGACGGAGAAACUUUCCUUCUGGGUAGGGUUGUCCCGCUGGGGCUUUGCUGCUCUGGGCUUGGCCGUGGUGGCUUACUUCGUGUGGUCCUAUGAGGAUCCCGUCAGGCAGAGCUGGGUGGUGCUGGAAAGCCUGCAGGAGACCCAGGUGGAGUUCCAGCGACUCUUGCAAGAAACAGAGAGGCUACUGGCUGAGAGAGAUCAGCUGCCUCGUGGUCCGAGGCUCUAUGCUGAAAGUGAGGCGUCCUUUGACUCGGGGGUCCCAGAGCAGCUGUCCAGUUGUCAGGAUUGCCGAGCUGAAGAGGUGGAAGUCCAGGCUGAAAGGCACCAAGUAAGGGCCAGCACCCCCAAGCGGAGAGGACGCUUCCCUUCCCGUACUUCUCGGUCUCCAUCACGCCAGCGCGGUCGGACAUGGAGCGUGCCUGCUGAACCUCUGACAAUCCCAGUGCCGCUGGAGCGGCCUCCCCAGUACAGCCUUCGGAGUCGACGGUGUCCGGCAACCCCACGUCAUCCAAAUGACAUGUAAUCACCGUGCACUUGGCCCCAGACGAGAAGAAUUCAGAACUUGCGUCUCAGCCUGUGAUUGUACAAUCUCUUGUAAUACAGUUUCCAGCUUUGUAACUGGAGAGUCCGGUUCACUGUUGGAGCAGAACCCCUCCUUAGCCAGGUAUGGAGUCGUCUUGUUUUCCUAUUUUGGAAAGGAAUGUCAUUUCAAUGGAGACUAGAAUGCUGAAGAUCUGGAGCGGGUUCUCCUCACUCUUGCUCAUGUAUAAGCAGAGUUGCUUUCAUGGAUGCAAAUUACCCAAAGCAGACAUGCGGUGGCUUUUCCAAUCUAUAUGUGCCUCCUGUGCUCCAUUUCACCCCCAUGACUUUUCUCUUUUGGGCUAACAAGGAUUAAAUAGGAACGACUCACGACAAAGACCCUUCCUUCCCUUUUUUUACAUAAAAACCAUGAACUCACCUCCUCUUCCCGAACUUAUUCUCUGCUGAAUUGGAACAUUACUCUAAAUAACCACUUACUAGCCAAAGCUGUCACAGUGCUCAGUGCUGAGUUUAAUACAUUUUGUCUCUUAAUUUUACACUAAUAAAAAAGUUCUUUUAUAGAAACAGCUCCGUCUUUUUGCUUGGCCGCCAAGCAACAAUGUGCAA
Sphaerodactylus townsendi is the source of this 2344-nucleotide messenger RNA. RefSeq lists its product as uncharacterized. The record is from RefSeq and is a predicted model, not a curated record. The transcript has 10 exons. Lineage: Eukaryota; Metazoa; Chordata; Lepidosauria; Squamata; Sphaerodactylidae. The coding region runs from base 339 to 1721 and encodes 460 amino acids.